Populus nigra (black poplar) is the source of this 1257-nucleotide messenger RNA. RefSeq lists its product as uncharacterized. Lineage: Eukaryota; Viridiplantae; Streptophyta; Magnoliopsida; Malpighiales; Salicaceae. The transcript has 7 exons. The coding region runs from base 139 to 1050 and encodes 303 amino acids. Gene Ontology annotation, molecular function: protein-containing complex binding. The record is from RefSeq and is a predicted model, not a curated record. Gene Ontology annotation, cellular component: mitochondrion.
UGAACCAAGUUCCAAGACAAGCCAAACAAUCUCCUAACCUUAUUUUAGAUUUUGUACUACUUUUUUCUGUGUGUUGUUGUUCAUCUGAACUGCCCGACUUAUAAAACUCCUCCAGGUUCCAAAAACUAAUUAUAAAAAAUGGCGUCCAUUUUAUCCUUCUCUACCAUUCCCACCCUUGGCUCCUCCUCCUCCUCUCGAGCUUUCUUUCCUUCUCGGCUAAGUUCGCUUUCUCUUAACCACCGUUCCAGUUUGUGCAAGUCUAUUGUAAAGUGCAGCUAUGCAGAAGCGGGCGUAGAAGAUGACUUCAGAUCCACAACAAUUGAUGUUGUGGCUGAUGUAAAGACCGAAAGGGUUGUAGUCCUAGGAGGUAGUGGUUUUGUGGGUUCUGCCAUAUGCAAGGCUGCUGUGUCCAAGGGCAUAGAAGUUAUAAGCUUAAGCAGGUCAGGGCGCCCUACUUACCCUGGUUCAUGGAUAGAUCAGGUUACUUGGAUACCAGGAGAUGUUUUCUAUACAAACUGGGAUGAGAUACUAUUUGGGGCCACUGCAGUUGUUUCAACAAUUGGAGGUUUUGGUAGCGAGGAGCAGAUGCAAAGAAUUAAUGGCGAGGCUAACAUUGUUUCUGUCAAUGCUGCCAAAGAAUUUGGAAUUCCCAAGUUUAUCUUCAUCUCAGUGCAUGAUUACAAUCUACCAUCAUUUGUACUGUCAACUGGAUACUUCACAGGAAAGAGGAAGGCAGAGUCAGAGGUUCUCUCCAAAUAUCCUAAUUCGGGUGUAGUGUUAAGACCUGGUUUCAUCUAUGGAAAAAGGAGGGUUGAUGGUUUUGAGAUUCCUCUGGAUUUGAUUGGGCAACCAGCAGAGAGAAUUCUCAGUGCUAUUGAGAACUUCACCAAACCCUUAAGUUCCCUUCCAGCAUCGGAUCUCCUGUUGGCACCACCUGUUAAUGUUGAUGAUCUUGCGCUUGCUGUAGUAAAUGCAGUGACAGAUGAUGACUUCUUCGGUGUAUUCACAAUUGAACAAAUCAAGGAAGCUGCAGCAAAGGUGAAAGUGUGAAUUGAUUUCCAGAGCAAGAAAGAGAAGAUUAUUCAAAACCAACACAUCUACUAACAAAUGCCUUUUACCUCAACUUUGCCUGAAUUAAAUAUAUACAAAACCAAGUGUUAUCCACAAAUGUGAUAUUUUCCAUGGAUGGAUUAGCUGUAAUGAUAUGCUCAAAUUUCCUCCACAAGCACAAGUGAAUACACAAACAAUUCUGAAUUC